Egretta garzetta (little egret) is the source of this 4394-nucleotide messenger RNA. RefSeq names its product protein arginine methyltransferase 7 (gene PRMT7). Gene Ontology annotation, biological process: peptidyl-arginine methylation. Gene Ontology annotation, molecular function: protein-arginine omega-N monomethyltransferase activity. Bases 247 to 2316 code for a protein of 689 amino acids. The transcript has 18 exons. The record is from RefSeq and is a predicted model, not a curated record. NCBI's taxonomy places the organism in Eukaryota, Metazoa, Chordata, Aves, Pelecaniformes, Ardeidae.
GAGAGGGUGCUCGGCCUCUCCCGGCCCGGCGUGCUUCGCCGGGGGGUGGUGGGUUUCCUUGGGAAUUCACUGGCGAAUUUUUUUUUUCACGGGCAGGGCUGGGUGACAGAUCUGAGCUUAAAACAUCCGUAUGGGAAAAGUGCAAGGCAGUCACCAGUGCUCCUGGCCAAGGCAGCCAGUAUUUUGAGUAAAGCCAAAGCAGCAAAACUGCACAUAAUACGUAAAUAACGCAAAUUGAGAUUGAUCAUGAAGACCUUCUGUGGAAGAGCUAAUCCAACCACUGGUUCAAUGGAGUGGAUAGAAGAAGAUGAGAACUAUGACUACCAUCAGGAAAUCGCAAGGUCACGCUAUGCAGAUAUGCUUCACGAUAAAGACAGAAAUGUGAAAUACUACCAAGGUAUUCGUGCUGCAGUGAGCAGGGUAAAGGAAAGAGGUGAGAAAGCAAUCGUUCUAGACAUAGGGACUGGCACAGGACUCCUGUCUAUGAUGGCAGCUUCAGCAGGUGCAGAUUUCUGCUAUGCAAUUGAGGUUUUCAAGCCCAUGGCUAAUGCUGCUGUGAAAAUAGUGGAGAAAAAUGGGUUUUGUGACAAGAUCAAGGUAAUCAAUAAGCACUCUACUGAAGUCACGGUUGGCCCAGACGGAGAUAUGCAAUGUCGUGCAAACAUCCUGGUAACAGAAUUAUUUGAUACAGAGCUUAUCGGAGAAGGAGCCUUACCAACCUAUGAACAUGCACACAGGUAUCUUGUGCAGGAAGGAUGUGAGGCAGUGCCUCACAGGGCAACGGUGUAUGUCCAAUUAGUGGAAUCCAAAAGAAUGUGGUCCUGGAACAAGCUGUUUCCUGUUCAUGUCGAAGCGGAGGAUGGUGAAAAAAUUAUUGUCUCCCCUUCAGAAGUGGAGGACUGUCCAGGUGUUCCUUCUGUUUGUGACAUCCAGCUGAAUCAGAUGCCUUCAAGUGACUUCACUAUCCUUAGUGAUGUGGUGACAAUGUUCAGUGUGGAUUUCAGUAAGCCAGUAAGGAGUGCUUCUACCUACUAUAGAGUACAGCUGGAGCCUGUAAAAUCUGGCAAGGCACAAAUCGUACUUUCGUGGUGGGAUAUUGACAUGGACCCCUCUGGGAUGAUAAACUGCACAAUGGCUCCAUACUGGGUAAAAUCCAGUUCUGCUUUCCAGUGGAGAGAUCACUGGAUGCAGUGUGUAUAUUUUCUACCAAAUGAGGAGCCUGUUCUCCAGGGUGAGAAGGUGUACCUGACUGCCUGUCGUGAUGAGUACUCUGUGUGGUAUAAGCUGCAGAAAGCCAGAGGAGAAGAGGAGGAUAAAGCAGAUGUUCGUGUUGAGAGUCCUGUUUGUAGGUGUCAGGCUCAUCUUCUUUGGAAUAGACCACGCUUUGGGGAAUUAAAUGAUCAGAACCGAACACGCCAAUACAUCAAAUCUUUGAUGAAAGUUCUGAAAACAGAUAGUGUUUGCCUUUGUAUCAGUGAUGGCAGUCUGCUGCCUGUGCUGGCUCACUAUCUUGGAGCAAAACAGGUGUUUACAUUAGAAAACUCUGCUGUGUCCCGUUCUGUCAUGGAAAAAUUUUUUAAAGCAAAUCAUCUUGAAGAUAAAAUUAAAAUAAUAGAAGCACGCCCUGAGUUGCUGACAUCCUCUCAUUUGGGAGAUAAAAAGAUUUCUGUUCUUGUGGGAGAGCCAUUUUUUACUACAAGUUUAUUGCCAUGGCAUAACCUGUAUUUCUGGUAUGCAAGGACAGCUGUGACCAGUCACCUUACCAGCGAUGUCACUGUCCUGCCUCAGUCUGCCUGUUUGCACAUGAUGAUCGUGGAGUUUCAGGACUUAUGGAGAAUCCGGAGUCCAUGUGGCACCUGUGAAGGUUUUGAUGUCCAGACUAUGGAUGAUAUGAUUAAAAAUUCUCUGAAUUUUAGGGAAUCCAAGGAAGCAGAACCUCACCCUCUGUGGGAAUAUCCUUGCAAGUCACUCUCUGACCCCCAGGAAGUUUUGACAUUUGACUUCAGAAAGACUGUACCACAACACUGUCUCAGCACAGAGGGUUCUGUAAAUCUUUUACGGAAAGGAAAGAGCCAUGGAGCGGUUCUGUGGAUGGAAUAUCAUCUUGCUGCUGAUGUCUCUGUUAGUACAGGACUGAUGCAAAUUUCAAACGAAAAGGGAAACUGUGAAAGGAAUCCCCACUGCAAGCAAGCUGUCUAUUUCUUCAGUUCUGUUAUUGAAUCAGAAGCUCUGUCACACCUUCCUAGUGCUGUCACAUAUGCUAUAAAUUUCAACACAAAGACAGGAGAGAUUGCCAUGGAUUUUAAGCUAUUAUAAAAUACUUUUCUUUUACUCAUGUUCCUAAAUUAUAAUAAACUUCUAUAGUAUUUUUUGUACGGCAGAGGGAUUUUUUUAUUGUGGUCAGAGGGCGAACUGACUGUUCUGAAAUAUACUUUAAAUCUUUUUGGUUUUGUUUUCAAAAUACAUAGUUGGGGAGGUAGAGAGGAACAUUUUCUGAAGGACAGGUAUUCCUGACAGGGUUUGUAUACAUACAUAUACAUACUUGCUAUCAUCUGUUUCAGUGUGAAACUCUGGUAUUUUGGGGUUCUGAAAUAAUGCUAUGGGGUUACAAAAGAGUUGACUUGCUGGUUAUUGCAUGGCAUAUCAGUGUUUGACGACGCUAAGCCUUACACCAACAGUAGAUAAAAGUGAGUUAAACCCACUUCUAUCUAUUUCUAGGCUUUGCUCUUGUCAGUGUAAAAUGGGAAAUAAUCUUCAGAGUGCACAAAAAGAAAUCCCAAGUCAAGCUACAGAGGUAUAUUAGUACACUUAAUAGGGAGAAGGAAACAGUUUAGCUGCUGUAGACUUGUCUAAGUUGGGACUAGUGUUAAACUGAAAUGGUCAGUGAAUUGAAGUAUGAUGCACUGAUGUUCUGCUCAUCUCAGUCUGAGAUGCUGCGUUUCUGAAGAGGUGUUUGCCAAACAGUGAACAAAAGUCUGGAAAGGCCUAACUGGAAAUGUACGUGUUCAGGUUAAUUGGAAGUGACAAACUGAUGGUAGUCUGACCAGAAACAAAAGAAAAAGCCAUAGUCUAAAAAACUUGCAAAUCCAUAGGAGGUAGUUACUAUGCAUUAUAUGAUCAAAAAUGUGGCCUUAUAUUCAUUGUGUCAGAGGUCUAAAUAGUAUUUGCCAGUUUAUCGAAGUUGUAUGUGGUUCUGCAAUAGCACAUGUCCGCAGCUGAGGUUUUCUUAGUUGCAUUCCAAAUCAUGUUGGCAGGAAUUGUAGUGUGUGACCAUGUGUGUGCAAUUAAUUCUGCUUUAGAUGAACAAUCAAUUGGCGUAUCCGUUUUGUAUGUGUGACCUAUUACGGGAAAUAGAAAAUCAAUGUACUGCCUGUCCUAAAUUAUGUCAGCCAGCCGCAGGGAUAACUCUGCUUACCAAAGCUACUCCUAUUUCCUCUGAGCAGCAACUUCAGCAAAGUGAAAGGAAUGCCAUAAAGAAGCCAUGAGGAAGCAGGAACCUACUCUACUUUAUUUUCCUGGUCACCAUGAUAUAUAAUUCUGGUGAGUAGGAAUUUUUCCUCUUUUUCUUCCUAAGAGCGUGAUCACACUUAUAGACCCAGAAGUCAUCUGAAAUAUUCCUAAAUUUUUCAGAACUAUUUUCCCGACCAGGGUCUUAAUAGAUGUAAGGAAGCAAUGAAAUACAUGACUGAUGUUCACUAGAACAGAAACCCCGCAGCUCCUAGAGAUACGUGGAUUUUACUUUUCAAAACUGUACUUAUAAGAUGCUUAACUUCAGACCAACUUUGCUGGAAUAUAUGGGUUGCUCUUCAUUAAACAAUUGUUUCUAAUUUUGAUACACUGAUUGUAGACCACAGAAGGUAUGGUGCCACAAAUCUGUUUGUUGUAUGUUGGGAACCUGAGCUGUACAAUUGUAAAGGGAACAAUAAUAUGGCCAAGCCUUUUAAAUGGUAACACAGCAAAAAAAAAUUAGAUGCUGCCUCCUGCGUUUGCCCGUGGCCUGUCACAGAAAGCAUGAGCUGCUGUUCUUCUUCUGCAGUAGGAAUAGCUUCUGAAGACUCUUUGCAUUUAACUGAGCAAAUCAUUCUGGAUCUAACAGAAGCAUGCAGUGUUCCCAAGGGAACACAGCAAUAUAUUACAAUUUAGAUCUUUGGAAAAGUAAGAUAAACAAAACCACAGCUGAAUUAACAGUAUUUUAAUGUGUAGUGAUAACUUUCUCAAAGAUAACUGUAUAUGUAUGUGCCUGAAUCGUACUUCCUAAGAAAAAAAUAAAACCAAUAAAUUCGCUAAAAUGCCAAAGGGAAGCAAUCCACAUGGAUGGGAAUUUGUAUUUUGUUAUCAGUGUUAUACAUGUGGGAGAUAUGUGGACCCUACGGUAGAUACUAGGCAUGCUGACU